GAGAUGUAUCAGCCAACCAGGAGAGGCUGGCGAUUCGUGCAAGUCAUUCACUAUCUCUAUCCCCUUAUGGCUGUAAGAAAUAUCUCCUAUCUCUGUGGAAAGUGGUGCUGUGAAUUGCACUCAGGCGGUAAAUUGUACGUAGGCGAAUUUUCUUGUAACAAGAAGAAUUCAUAGACAGCUGAAGGAUCGAUGGCCAUGCUUUGAGAUAGGAUUACCACGGGGGCUCUCUCCUUCUUGUUUAAGUGCCACGUAUUCACUGUAAUCCUUCUGUUGAUGUUUCCGCUCUUCGGCAACUGUCAGCACAGUUCACCGUGAAGCCGAUCCAGGACGCAACAUGCAUCAUGCCACCGUAUCAGGCCGCUCGGUGAGGGCAACAACGUGCCUCUUUCUUUUGGUAGCGGCAAUCUACUCCUGAGUUUCUGUCGGCACGUCCCACGACGACAACGCAGAUGUAUCCAUUUUGCGGGGUCAAGACAGACAAGAAGGGUGUCGAGUCAUACACCGGCUUGUGUGGUUACUCUUUCGGGCUGCUGCAACAGUCGCUGAAAUUCAAUUACACGACACAUCGAACGCCGGAGUUCGUGUGGGGAGGCCGCGGAGCCGAUGGAAAGUGGGCUGGUCAGCUCGGCAUGGUCGCUAGAAAUGAAGCUGAUAUCGCCGUCGGCCCGAUAACCCCUACAGAAGACAGGUGCACCGCGGCUAUUCCGUUGCCUUAUUACUUCCAUACGCAAGCUACUCAUGCCGCAGGAAGAUUGGAGACAUACGUCACCGAUGUGUCUGGCCACAUAGGAGGGUUUGAUGCCCAAAUAUGGGUGUUACUCGCUGGUAUCAGUCUGUUUCUGGCCGUACUGCUGGCUUUGCAAGGAAAACCCCGCAGCGCUCGGACAUUCUGGAAACGAUGCUACGACGUCAUCUUCGAGCUGUUGGGCAACAUCGUAUUAGAAGCAUCUGCGAGGCAGCACAGGUCCCAUCCCUCCCGCAUGAUCAUUGCCUUCUGGUGGAUGUCGCUGGUGGUUAUGAUGAACACAUUUACCGGUCACAUGAAGGCCAGCAUGGCUGUUCAAAAGGAGCUGCCUAGAGUGGACAGCAUCCAAGAUAUCCUCGAUCGACCAAAGCUGAUUCCAGUAAUCAUUCGAGGAAGCACGUUCGAAGAAGUCUUUACGAGAUCACCACGUAAGGAUGACCAGCUCUUGUGGCAGAGAGUGAAGCGCAUGAAAAGUAUUCUGCCCUCAGUGGAAGUGUUCUCAAAAGACAUAUUUGACGACGUGCUAGCUGGAAGAAAGGUGGUCUUCCUCGAUACUCUCCUCUUCGUGUACUGGGUGGGAAAAUUCUACAGCAGCCAACUGCCUCGUGGAGAAUUCUAUCUGGCAAAGUACCCUGUGUUGACACCGAUCAUGAGCAUGUGGGCAAACAAGAAUCUGGAUAGAGACGUGAUCAAAGCUUUACACGAAAGGUCACGAUGGAUAACAGAAUCCGGGAUGGCCGACCACUGGAAACUGUCCCUGAUGGACCGAAGUUGGCGUGCCGUUAAAACUAGCGGUGGCUCAGAGUACGCAGCUUUGAAAACUGCCGAUGUCAUGGCUUUGCUCUUCAUCUGGCUGGCCGGUGUCACGUUGGCUUCAGUCGUCUUCGUUGUGGAAAUUUGCCUACAACUCAGAUUUCGGAAAUCUGCGUCCUUUCAGCAUCGUCGUACAUUUCGUACCGUUAGCGAUGCAACGAUAACACGUUCGGCAGUUGCCACCACGGCAGCUGUCGAGUGUGUUAUCGUCGCAUCUCCAUAUCUCCAUUAAUCGAGGCCACGCAACAAAAUACUGCAACCAUUUGUCGUAGGCUAUACAGAUAACGAGAUUAAUGACAAAUUAGUGUAUAUAUCAGUGUGUACACUCGCCUGUAAAUAGAAAGAGACAACCAGGGUUGUGCUGGAGUAAAACAGACUCAGAACGCAUCUAAUGCCAUUAGGAACCCGAAUGGUAUUAUCCACGAACGUCGUGCCCCACAUCAUGCAGUUUGUAAUGACAUUAAACGCCAUAAUGUCGAUGCCGCCCUUUGGCUCCGCCAUGCGUUCUUUUGAUUUUGUCAGUGAAAAUUUCAAACAACUCCAGCUUUUCUUUCAUCGAAGAAUACUCGUGUGACCUGAAACUAUGAAAUAAUCUUUUCCCGAACUGACAAACGGUACAAAGUGAUUGUUACUCUGCGCGGACAAUGGGAGCGAGAGUAGGCAUUUCAUCGCCAAAUGAGUUGUGGCGAUCCCAUUUAUCAGAAACUGCAAUUCGGACAAAUGUACUUAAAAAUCUCCGUGUGGCUCCGCACGAAUGACAUUAAAACUGAAGCCAUUAAGCACUUAAUGUCCCUUUUUGUGCCGCUGCGUCCCGUUUGAAGCUUCACGGGGAAAGUCGAAAUGAUUCGACGUAGGUUACUUGUAUACUUGGCCAAGAUCAGAAACUAUUCAGCCGUUCUCCAUUCUUUUUUUUUUUCUUUUUGUCACGACUCUCGCGGAGCACCUAUCGUUCGAGACAAAAACGUAGAUAUAUCUUCACACCAAGUGUCCGGUGGUGUGUAUUACGCAUAGGGCUGGAGGGGUUAAAUAUCUCGAUAUUUUUCAUAACCACUCAACGAAAAUUGCGAGCAAAAACACGUACUCCGAUCCCGUUGGAUAACAGUUAUCACGUGAGAGAAUCAUUCGGCCAGGGUAAGCAUCCGUGAAUUGGUGUCGUGACUUUGCUCUGAAUCUGGUAAGCCGUGGCCGGUUGCUGUGUUGCCACCGUCGUUGGUGUUGAAAAUUGUUUGGUACAUAUGCGUCGUGCUAGGUGGACGUUAGGUUUUCACUCGGUCAAGAGUUUUUCUCGUUCGUAUUUAUUUUCCCCGCUUCGAUUUCAAGUAAACAUAAUAAAGGAAUAAAGUAAUCACACAACAACACAACUGGGUGACAAAGACACUUUACAUUGCGGUGUCUGAUGCGUUGUGAAGUACAUCAUGAAGCACUGCGCAGACGUGAAAAGUUAGUAGUAUAAAUGCAGGUAACCGAGUAUUCUGAAAUAAUAAAAUCUACGGCUCGCGUUCUGUCACAGUUGCCGCCGCCAUUGGACGCCUUUGAGAAGCGGUGCACGUGCUUUCUGCGAGCAUCGCUUCACGAGCAUGAACACGCAAUAGGCAAUUAUCUGAAAGGCAAUAUAAAUACAUCGUUAGCUUCAUCCCUUUAUAAUCCCGGUCCGAGAGAUAUUGGUAUGUAAAGGAAGUGAGCUCUCAAAGAGCAAAUAAAGCGAUUAUCACCGCAAAGUGGUUAUUGACCUUGGCGGGCUUUCCUUGUACAAGUUAUAGCCCCAAUAGGGUUGCCGUUAUCUAUCGAGCCCUUAGGUAGUUAUAGUAAACCGUUGGUAGGGUUAUCGUGUCUCUCGUAACCAACCGCAGUCGUGUGUGACUCAGAAUCUUAUCCACUGAUUGGUUCGGGUUGAUAUGGUUCGACACAGCAACGUUAUCAAUGGUUUGCUAAGACACUAUACUAUCUGCUACCAGGGGCGGAUGCCAUGACCUGCAGUUAUCACGCAGUACUAGUAAUGCUUGAGACUUUGUAAUGCUUGGUAUCAUUAAACGACUUCCACAAUGCA
Messenger RNA from Ornithodoros turicata, 3605 nucleotides. Its product is annotated as probable glutamate receptor. Gene Ontology annotation, molecular function: ligand-gated monoatomic ion channel activity. Gene Ontology annotation, cellular component: membrane. Lineage: Eukaryota; Metazoa; Arthropoda; Arachnida; Ixodida; Argasidae. Bases 450 to 1790 code for a protein of 446 amino acids. The record is from RefSeq and is a predicted model, not a curated record. The transcript is spliced from 8 exons.